GAGCUACUGUGCCUACGUGGUGCAGCGCAACGUGACGUGCACGCUGCAGGACGGGGCCGAGAGCUACGUCAAGGCCGAGUACCACAAGUGCAGCUGGGGACCCAAGUGCCCGGGGAAAGUGCUGUACCGCACGUUCUUCAGACCCAAAUACAAGAUUGGAUACAAGACAGUGACCGAGCUGGCCUGGAGGUGCUGCCCAGGCUUCAUGGGAGAAGGGUGCCACGACAGCCCGACUGACCAACCCGGCCUUCUGCCCCAACAUCCCAGCCCUAAAAUGCCUCCUGGACAAAAGAUGUUUCCAAUUCCCAGACUUCCUCCCUAUCCAAAAAGCCACCCUGACCUGUUUCCAGGACCAAAGAAGAAUCAGUAUGGCAGGAAGAUGCCUGGCCUCUUUGGGGACCGCCUGGAUCGGCUGGAGGAGGAGGUGAGGCGCCUUUCACAGUCCUACGACAGCCUGCACAGCAUGGUGAGCGGCCUGGGGGACCGCCUGCGGCUGGCCAUCCAAGAGGACACCACCAAGAUGAUCGGCUCCCUGAUGAACAGCCCAGGCACGCCUGACUCGACGGUGGGCUUCGGCAUCAUUCCUGAUGGUCUGGUGGAUGUGGCGGACAAAGCCGACAUCGCCACGUACCCUCCUGUGGGGGAGAUCCUGACCAAAGUGACAGAAGUGAGCGACGUGCUGAAAACCAAGGCAGAUUUGCUGCACGAGGUUCGUGGCAUGGUCCUGGACCACGACGGGCAGAUCAAGCAUCUUCUGGAGUCAGCCCGGCCCUCGCCCCUCACCUCCAUCGACCUGCUGGAGGAGUACGUGGACACGCGGCUGAGCAACCUGCGCGGAGAGCUGCUCGACGGCUUCGAGAAGAAGCUGGGGAAGAUCCAGACCAUGUGCGAUUUCCGGAUCCAAGAGGUGCGGCAGCAGUGUGAGGAGGAGAAAGCUGCCAACCUGCGGCUGCAGCAGACACUGGACGGGAAGGAGCUAGAGAUCAAGAAAGAGAUCUCCCAGCUGGAGACCCAGAUCCAAGGGCUGACGGUGGUGGAAAGCUGCUGCAGCAACCUGGACUACCUCACUGAUCGCAUGAACAUCCUCGAGAAAGGCCUUCACAGCAUCUCUGAGUCCCAGAAGAACUUGCACUCACGGCUGGAUGGAGAAAUCUCCACUGUCACCCUAGGGAAUCUGUUUGAAGGGCGAUUUGAGGACCUGGAAGCAAGACUCAAUGCUACAGAGAGAGAAACAGGGAGCUGCUGCUCCAGUAUAGAGGACAGCAUGAGAGGCACGGUGGUAGCAGAGGUGGAUGGCAUGAGGACUGCCUUUGAAGAUAAAAUGCAGACCCUGGAGGACAGGUUCAUGACCAUUGUGGGGGAGCUGAACAAUGUCAGUUCUCCCGUGGGCAUGGAUGGAGCGGUGGUGCCCAUGCUGGAGGGGGAGCUUGCUAGCAUGAGGAAACGGACGGACAAGACAUUGGAGGGGUUGCAGAAUCGCCUCAUCACGCUGGAGAGCACUUGUUCCCUGGGGUGCACCUCUGCCUCCAAAGACGUGGAGACCUUCCGGACAGAGAUCGAAGACUGCCAGAACAAGAACCAGGACCUGCUCCUCCGGAUGGACAGCAACUACGACCUCCUGCGCAAGCUGAAUGCCACCAUCCUGGAGAUUCAGCGGCGAAUUGAGGAGGAAGCAUCGGGGGCUUUGCAAGGGGAGAUCACUUUGCUAAAGAUCAACCUGAACACUGUGAGCAAGUCUCUGACGGGGCUCAAGGACUCUGUCUCCCAGUACUCGGACACCAUGACACAUGUCAACAACUCGCUGGAUGAGCACGAGCGGAAGAUUGAGGAUGAGGUCCACUCCAUCCAGGAGAAAGUCAAUGACCAGGGCUCCCAGCUGUUUUUCAGCAACCGGCGUGUCCUGAACCUCAAGGGAGACUUGGAGCGACUCAAAGCCAGGAUCGUCAGCGACCUGAGCUCCUGCAAGAGCGUGGCUCACGACCUGCAGCAGGAAAUCGCUCACUUUGAUGACCGGGUGGCCCGGGUGGAGAGUGUCUGUGGCAGGUUGGGGGCUGUCACAGGAAGCCUGGACGGUAUCAGGGACGAACUGGAGAAACACACGGGCAGUCUGUGGGACUACAUGGACCACAUGAACGGGACCCUGGCUGCCCACUCUCAGGAAAUAACGGGACUGAAGGACAACCUGCUUGACUGCCAAGCCAAGGUCUCCGAGCUGGCGGAGCAGGUCGGACACUUGGAAGAGCAGGCAGAGGGGAAGCAGCAUUAG
Messenger RNA from Leptosomus discolor (cuckoo roller), 2266 nucleotides. The record is from RefSeq and is a predicted model, not a curated record. NCBI's taxonomy places the organism in Eukaryota, Metazoa, Chordata, Aves, Leptosomiformes, Leptosomidae.